AUGAAUCGAUGUGAGGAUCUUAAGGAACGUGUUCACGUUUUGCAGCAAGAGCUUGAAAAGAAACGUUUGCUUCUUCAGAGAGCUGAGAAGAAAUUAAAGUCUACUUUAAUCACCCAGCCGAGUAUUUUGUUGCCUGUAGCAGAAGAAACAUCUGAAAUAAUUUCGGAAGGUUCUGAAAUUACUAGUGUGAAACUAUUCGAAUUAAGUGAAUCACCAGUGCAAAGUGUACUUAUUCAACCUACCAGUGAAGAGUGUUGCAGACACAUAACUCUAUGUGUUUUAGGAUCCUGUAUUCUUUUAUCGAAUUCUCUGUUAAUUACUUUGUAUGACUCUAAUCAUAUGCUCACUUUGUAUAGUGUAUCACUUUGUAACUAUGAAUCACGGUUAUUGUGGGAAAGAAAGCUGUUUGUCUCCGAAGUGACACUGUUGGAAAUUAUUAUACCUCCAGGUAGCUCCGGUAAAGAAACUGUUCAUAUAGGCGUCUUAUUGGCUGAAAAACAUUCACCAAAAAGCUUACCAGUCCUAUUGCUAUCAUUAUUCAUGUUUUCUAUCCCAAUUGUUAUCAGUUUUACAGCCGAUAAUCAUUUAACUCACCUAUGCCUUACGGAUGUACAAACAGUCCCAGUGAUAAAUACGAAUUUCAAUAUAGAUCGUACGUGUUCUUCGGGAAUUGUGUACGAAUUUUAUGUCAAUCGUAAAAGUGAUCUAAUGUUUGUGUUAUAUGUUCCUGAUAUGCUUUCAUACACCAUUCACCAGUUAUCAUAUGAUGGGAAAUUAUGUUUAGUUCCUCUGUUGUGUCGCUGUGACUCAAUGGAUGCACCUAAGCCAAAUUUCAACUCUUGGUUUACUGCAUUAAGUCAUUGUUCAGGAAAACCUACAUCAUUAUCACAGUCGGUUUGUAUUCUAGGCAUUCAUUUCAAUCCAUCAUCAGCCGAACUUGUUGGUUGUCUCAUGCGCACAAACGACAGUGGGAAACACAUUGUGGGUGA
Messenger RNA from Schistosoma mattheei, 989 nucleotides. The record is from the annotation of a GenBank genome assembly. Lineage: Eukaryota; Metazoa; Platyhelminthes; Trematoda; Strigeidida; Schistosomatidae.